This is a messenger RNA of Ilyonectria robusta, 1809 nucleotides long. RefSeq names its product amino acid/polyamine transporter I. The transcript has 3 exons. Gene Ontology annotation, biological process: transmembrane transport. NCBI's taxonomy places the organism in Eukaryota, Fungi, Ascomycota, Sordariomycetes, Hypocreales, Nectriaceae. Gene Ontology annotation, cellular component: membrane. The coding region runs from base 96 to 1709 and encodes 537 amino acids. Gene Ontology annotation, molecular function: transmembrane transporter activity. The record is from RefSeq and is a predicted model, not a curated record.
CACAUUUUUCGUACAGAAAUCAUCAACGCCACCUCCCCCACGAUAGAAGCAGAAAACCUCGGGCCGUUCCGCAGACAGCUCCGCAGCUGUCCAGAAUGGCCGAUAUUCCUUCCAAGUCGUCUUCGGACCCUUCAGCGGACAUGCGUGUCGCCCCACUGCUCCCUGGCAAUACGGCCGUGGAUGAUGAUGAUGGCUUCCACAACGACCACCAGGACCACUUGGACAUGCAGCGUUUGGGCAAGAAGCAACAGUUCAAGCGGAAUUUCUCACUGUGGUCUUCCAUUGGCUUCGUGGCCAUCUACAUGGCGACAUGGGAAUUUGUCCUGAUUUCGCUGGCCCCAGGCUUCACCAAUGGCGGCUACGCGGGCGUGUUUUGGUGCUUCGUCGCAACAACCACAGCGUACUCGGCCGUCGUCGCGAGCCUGGCUGAGAUGGCUUCCAUGGCCCCAACUUCCGGUGGACAGUAUCAUUGGGUCAGCGAGUUUUCGCCUCCCAGCUACCAGAAAAUCCUCUCCUACGCCUCUGGCUGGAUGACAACCUUGGGAUGGCUCGCGAGUUUCGCCAGCAGUUGCUACACUAUGGCAUACCAAGUCCAGGCCUGCAUCAACGUUACCAUGCCUGAUUUUGCCUUCACAACCUGGCAAAUCGCCCUCCUCAUGUGGGCCGUCAUCGUCGUUACCAUUGCCUUCAACACCUGGGGCACUGCCUUCUUCCCACAACUGGAAACAGCCAGUUUGAUCGGUCAUGUCCUUGGAUUCUUUGUCGUAAUGAUACCUCUGUGGGUGCUUUGCGACAAGAAUUCGGCACAUGAUGUGUUUUUGCAAUUUACGGACCAGAGCGGGUGGAAUAACAUGGGGUUUGCUUACAUUUCGUCACAAAUCUACGUCCUUUGGUGUUGCUUCGGCUCAGACAGUAUCGUUCAUCUGGCAGAGGAGGUCAAGAACGCGUCGAUUGUCGUGCCGCAGGCGAUUUGGUGGUCGUACGUGGGCAAUGUCUUUUUCGGCUUCAUCAUGCUCAUCACCAUGCUUUUCUGCAUUGGCCCGCUCGACACAGUCAUCGAAUCGGAUUGGCCUUUCAUCACCUUGUUCGACCGAACCGGAUCCCAAGGUCUCAACCUGUUCUUCAACGUCAUCUUGUGGCUCUUGGUCUAUCUUGGAAACAUCACCACACUUGCAACUUGCGCUCGCGAGACGUGGGCAUUCGCGAGGGACCGAGGACUUCCAGGGUCGCAUUGGAUCGGCCAUGUGGACAAGAAGUGGCACCUGCCUUUUCACGCAGUCUAUCUCAUGUCCAUUGGCGCUGCCCUUCUCAGUCUUAUUCAAAUCGGGUCCGAUGUCGCCUUCACCGUUCUCGUGUCACUUUCGACGCUAGGAAUCAUGAGCACGUAUCUCCUCAGUAUUGGCUGCGUACUGCUCAAGCGUAUCAAAGGCGAGAAGCUGCCUUUCGCUCGGUGGAGCCUGGGCCGCUUCGGGCUGGCAAUUAAUGCGUUCUCUGUGCUCUACAGCUUGUUCAUCGUUAUUAUUUGUUGCUUCCCUCCGAAUCUGCCCGUCGACACGGCUUCCGCGAAUUGGGCGCCCUUGAUAUGGGUCGGUGUGAUGAUUAUUGCCGUGAUUGCCUAUGUGACGCAUGGCAGGAAGGCAUAUACUCCGCCAGUCUCGUUCGUUGAGGGAGUCAAGUUACAGGGUGUGGGCUUACAACAGUCGUCUUAGCAAAAAUCAGUUUGUAUUAGUAGUUAAAAUUCAUAGAGAGAAUACCAAUAGAAUCCGUCGUCAUCAGGACUCAAAUCGGUACGGGAUUGUUGCUUUCAAU